Molecule: messenger RNA, 2378 nt
Organism: Cicer arietinum (chickpea)
Lineage: Eukaryota; Viridiplantae; Streptophyta; Magnoliopsida; Fabales; Fabaceae
Product: importin subunit alpha-2-like
Biological process (GO): protein import into nucleus
Cellular component (GO): cytoplasm
Molecular function (GO): protein binding; nuclear import signal receptor activity
Source: RefSeq, a predicted model, not a curated record
UAAAAUAGAAAACAUUAGAAAAAGAAAUUCUCUUGGUGUGUCUAUUUAUAUAAAUAAAUUCCGAAACUCAAACCCUACCGUUAGGUUCAUUCAUUCAUUUCUCAAUCAACAAUCAAUAGAGCAGUGAGUGAAGUGUCAAGUGCACCGCACUCAAAGUUCUCAUCUCCGUCGAUUUCCUCUUAAACGAUGUCGUAUCGUCCAAGCGCCAACUCUAGGACCGAUGUCCGUCGCAAUCGAUACAAGGUGGCUGUCGAUGCCGAAGAAGGUCGCCGCCGGCGAGAGGACACCAUGGUUGAGAUCCGUAAGAAUCGUCGUGAAGAGAGUUUGUUGAAAAAGAGGCGUGAGGGCCUUCAACCUCAGCAGAUUCCUUCCUCUCUUCACUCUGUCGUUGUAGAGAAAAAGUUGGAACAUUUACCAUCCAUGGUUGCUGGUGUUUGGAGUGAUGAUAAUAGCUUGCAGCUUGAGGCAACAACUCAGUUUCGAAAGCUGCUUUCUAUUGAACGUACUCCACCGAUUGAGGAGGUUAUACAGACUGGUGUAGUGUCUCGUUUUGUGGAAUUUUUGAUGAGGGAAGACUUUCCGCAGUUGCAGUUUGAGGCAGCUUGGGCUUUGACAAAUAUUGCUUCUGGAACUUCUGAAAACACAAAGGUGGUAAUUGAACAUGGAGCUGUCCCAAUUUUUGUUAAGCUCCUUGCUUCUCCUAGUGAUGAUGUCCGUGAACAGGCUGUGUGGGCAUUAGGAAAUGUUGCUGGGGAUUCUCCCAGAUGUCGCGAUCUUGUUCUCGGUCACGGGGCUUUGGUUCCUCUUUUGGCACAACUGAAUGAACAUGCCAAGCUUUCUAUGCUGAGAAAUGCUACCUGGACACUUUCGAACUUCUGCAGGGGGAAGCCACAGCCUCCUUUUGAUCAGGUUAAACCUGCACUUCCUGCUCUUACUGGUCUUAUUCAUUCAAAUGAUGAAGAAGUCUUGACUGAUGCCUGCUGGGCACUUUCAUAUCUUUCUGAUGGUACAAAUGAUAAAAUUCAAGCUGUCAUUGAAGCUGGUGUUUGUCCUCGACUAGUUGAGCUUCUACUGCACCCAUCUCCUUCAGUGCUAAUUCCUGCUCUUCGUACUGUUGGAAAUAUUGUUACUGGAGAUGAUAUGCAAACUCAGGUUAUCAUCAAUCAUCAGGCUCUUCCUUGCCUAUUCAAUCUGUUGACCAAUAAUUAUAAAAAAAGCAUCAAGAAGGAAGCUUGUUGGACCAUAUCAAACAUCACAGCCGGGAAUAAACAGCAGAUUCAGGCUGUUAUUGAGGCCAAUAUAUUUGGUCCUUUGGUGAACCUGCUCCAAAAUGCUGAGUUUGAUAUUAAGAAAGAGGCUGCCUGGGCUAUCUCAAAUGCUACAUCUGGUGGAUCUCAUGACCAAAUCAAGUAUCUAGUAAGUCAAGGGUGUAUUAAGCCCUUGUGUGAUCUUCUUAUCUGCCCUGAUCCUAGGAUUGUGACAGUUUGUCUGGAAGGCCUUGAAAACAUCUUAAAGGUUGGAGAAGCUGAUAAAAAUAUAGGCAAUACUGGUGACGUGAAUCUAUAUGCCCAAAUGAUCGAUGAUGCUGAGGGAUUGGAGAAAAUUGAGAAUCUCCAGAGUCAUGACAACACUGAGAUUUAUGAAAAGGCUGUAAAGAUUCUUGAGACAUACUGGUUGGAGGAAGAUGAUGAGACUAUGCCUCCAGGGGAUGCUGCUCAAUCAGGAUUCAACUUUGGAAGUGCUGAGGUUCCUUCCGUGCCUUCCGGUGGAUUCAACUUCACUCAGUAGAUGCUCAUGCUUUACUGGGGUCAUGUCUUAUAUCUAAGCCUUUUCUGGAGUUUUGGCUGUUCUAUCAUUAAAGUCCUCCAGUGUGACGGGAUGAAGCUGGGGUCGAGUCAAUGUGUUUUUUUCUUUAGGUCCAACAUUGGUAAAUAGAGCGUUGCUGGACUGGCUUGGGCUUUUGCAAUGCCUGGUUUUUCAUAUCUCAUGGGGACAGAUGUGUGGUGGUGGCUUGAUUUUUUUGCCACCGUAGAGAAUUCUAGACUUCUCUCUGUGAAGUGAUAAUUGCAUAAAAUGAAUGUUCAGUAUUUUUUCUUUGUUAUAUUAUAUGUUAGUUUGGAGUCGUUAAGUUUUAGUUUACAAAUAUGGGUCUUUUUGGCAAAAUGCCAGAUGCUCGUUGGAGUUUUUACCCGUCCGUACCUUUUAUUUUUUUUGUCGAUGAAGUUUACAGUAGAGUUCAGUUAUUCAUUAUGUUAUCCAAAUCUUGUGGCCCUAUUUAUGUUGAUGGAGUUUGUUUUGCAAUUUGCAAUGUCUUAAAACUGGAAUUAGUGUGGUGCAAUCGUUUUGUAUUAUAUAUAGUUUCAAGGCUUUUGGUUCUC